Messenger RNA from Grus americana (Whooping crane), 2673 nucleotides. RefSeq lists its product as uncharacterized. NCBI's taxonomy places the organism in Eukaryota, Metazoa, Chordata, Aves, Gruiformes, Gruidae. The record is from RefSeq and is a predicted model, not a curated record. Bases 110 to 715 code for a protein of 201 amino acids. Gene Ontology annotation, molecular function: nucleic acid binding; RNA-DNA hybrid ribonuclease activity. The transcript has a single exon.
UGAUUGCCUGCUAACCAUUGAACAAGUUGUUUAUUCCAGCAGACCGGACCUGAGGGACGAACCUUUGAAGGAUCCUGAUCUGGAACUGUUUACGGAUGGAAGCAGUUUCAUGCAAGAAGGAAGGCGAAUGGCCGGGUAUGCUGUUGUUACCACCGACAAGGUUUUGGAGUCAGGGACGCUACCUGCAAAUACAUCAGCGCAGAAAGCAGAAUUGGUGGAGUUAAAGCAGGCUUUACGGAUGGCAGAAGGGAAAAGGGUAAACAUAUGGACGGAUUCCAAAUAUGCAUUUGGUGUGAUCCAUGCUCUUGGAGCUAUCUGGAAAGAAAGAGGACUGUUAUCAGCCCAGGGAUCACCAAUAAGACAUAAGGAGGAAGUUCUUCAACUCCUACAAGAUGUGCAGAAACCAAAGGAAGUGGCUGUAAUGCAUUGCAAGGCUCAUCAAUUCGGUCAGACGGCUGUAAAUGUAGGUAAUGGGCUGGCAGAAAAAGCUGCAAAGGAGGCUGCAGAACAAGGUAUCCUUGCACUAGUACCAGUAAAACAGAUGAAAAUUCCAAAUUUAAAAGCAAGAUACAGUAAACUAGAUGAACAAUUGGCAGAGCACUUAAAGGCAUCUCAGAAUACGGAAGGAUGGUGGGUAACACCAGAAAAUCAGGUAAUAGUUACCCCACAAGUUAUGAUAGAACUUGCAAAAGAAAAACAUGAGCAGACACAUUGAGGUGUGGAUGCUAUGGUUACAAGUUUAAGAACACCUGUAAUGUGUCUAGGAUAGGAAAAUAUGAGUGGAAGUAUUGAAAAGUUAUUAUUUCAAAACUUCCAAAGGGGGGAAAUGUAACUGUGGGAUAGGGGCCGUGAAACAGAAACUAUAGAAUCAGCUUGAGAUAAUUAGUUUGUAACCAAGGUAAUAGGUAAUGAAGCUAACUGACCAUGGCAAGGUACAACGCUGCUAAGUUCCAUGUACAGUUCCUACCCAACCGGACAAUAGGUCCGGAGAUAUUAAUCUUAUGAAGUAAGUUGUUAUGGAACAGGUGCAUCCACAACAAUGAUACUGCGCACGCCUGUGAGAAGAGGGUCAUCCAGCGGGCAUGGGUGCAAGACCACUGACGACCACCAGAGACCCCUUGAAGACUACCGACUCAAAUCACUGAGCAUGUGUGACAGGGAGGAGAAUAUGUAAAUGAAUUCUAAGAAAUUAUUAUCAUAGGACCACCUUUUCUGAGAAAAACGAUGAAUAUGUAUGUUUUGAUCCUACAUAACCUGUGUGUGGGUGAUCACCUGGCAUGCACGUUGGGUGGAGCUAUCCCCCGUUCAUCCAGCGCUGCAAAAAAGAAUGCCUGCCUUUUAACACUCAUUGGUAUUACGAGGUUUAUUCCCGGGUUUCGGUCUUGGUCCACAGGUGGUGGGUCAACAACAGUGUGGCGCAUGUGCUCGCCUUUAUACUGUUCUGCCCCUCAGGACGACCCUUGGGGCAGUAACAUGCAGAUGUUUUGCACCUGUGCAGUCCAUUAUUCUGGAAGGUUCAAGGGUUCACAUCUGCACAGUUUGACAUUCCAGGGAGUUCUGGAAUUGGGUUGGGGGGGCUCCUCCGGGGUCCCAGGUGUCCGGCACAUGCCCAAAGCAGCUGCUGGAAAGUUACCAGAGGAGGCAGAGGGAGACAACCCACCACCCCACCUGCGCAGCACCCCUGCUGCCCCGGACACCUCUGCAGUACCUGAGGCAAGCACAAGUUAUUUGAGACAAAGCAGGGUACUUGUGGCUCUUCAACAGUCUUUGACACCACCCUGUGAGAGAAAACUGGGUAUUUGUGGCCUUUCAACAGUCUCUGACAGAUUGCCCUGACCCAUGUGCAGAACCUUGCAUUUGGCCUUGUUGAACUUCAUGGAGUUCACAUGGGCCCACCUCUCAAUCCUGUCAAGGUCCCUCUGGAUGGCAUCCCUUCCCUCCAGAGUGUCGACUGCACCACACAGCUUGGAGUUGUCAGCAAACUUGCUGGGUGUGCACUCAAUCCCAUUGUCCAUGUCACUGACAAAGACAUUAAACAGUGCUGGUCCCAGUACCGACCUCUGAGGAACGCCACUCAUCACUGGUCUCCACUUGGACACAGAGCCUUUGACCUCAACUCUUUGCAUGCAACUAUCCAUCCAAUUCCUUAUCCACCUAGUGGUCUAUCCAUCGAAUCCAUGUCUCUCCUGAUACCUGUGAAUAUUGAAAUUUUAAGAUCAAUUCAAGCAAUUAGAGCCAUUGCUCAAUAGAUGUAACCAAACAAAAGGGAAACCAUUGUAACUUAGAAAAUAAUUAGUUGUAAGAUAAGAAGCUCUGGAACAAUCUCAUUUUAAACAGCUCGGCCUUGGAAGAACAGAUGCACAAAGAUAACAAAUUUACAAGGUGAUCACAAAACCAGCCUUGAGGGAUAAGUUAUACCUGAUAUCAGGACUGAGCCUGAAGAACCCCGACGACCACCUGGAGGUGCUAACAAACAUGCAUGAAAGACAUUAACAUAUGCUAACGAGUUCCUGGAAAAUCCAUGAAUGUGAUAAGCACUACUUGGAAAUAUACUGAAUAUGUAUAUUAACAUAGUAUAAAUACUUGCUAGUUUUGUCUUUUGGGUGUGCACAUUAGGUGGAGUUAUCCCGUGUGCACCCAGCGCUGCAAUAAAGAAUGCCUGCUUUCUAAAAC